This is a messenger RNA of Toxorhynchites rutilus septentrionalis, 1460 nucleotides long. RefSeq lists its product as uncharacterized. The transcript is spliced from 2 exons. NCBI's taxonomy places the organism in Eukaryota, Metazoa, Arthropoda, Insecta, Diptera, Culicidae. The record is from RefSeq and is a predicted model, not a curated record. The coding region runs from base 600 to 1100 and encodes 166 amino acids.
AGGUGAAGACUGCACUCAGCCUGAAAUGAAUUUCAAAUCGCUAUUGAAAGGUUUAAAUUUGUAUUUGGAUGAUUUUGGUUUACUUCGAAUCAAAGGGCGCCUCGAAAGAUUGUCCGCACCUUUGGAUACCAGAUGUCCGAUCCUGUUACCUUCAAACCACAAAAUUACAUUUUUAAUUGCUCGGUCAAUUCAUCUUCAAACGUUGCAUUCUGGUCCUACAUUAUUAUUAUCAACCAUUCGUCAACGUUUUUGGCCAUUGCAUGGAAGGAAGAUUACACGAAAAAUAGUUCGUGAAUGCAUCCAAUGUUUUCGUUGUAAUCCUCGGAUGAGUAAUCAAAUCAUGGCUCCACUUCCUGAAGUGAGGAUUACGCCAGCGCGAAUAUUUUCGAACUGUGGAUUAGAUUAUUGUGGACCUUUCCUCGUUCGUCCACUCGUAGGUCGGGGUGCGUCUGUUAAAAUUUACGUUGCGAAUUUUAUUUGUAUGGUCUCGAAAGCCAUCCACCUGGAAAUCGUGUAUGAUUUAUCGUCACAGGCUUGUAUAAAUGCAAUGAAACGCUUUAUUGCCAGACGUGGACGUUUAGUAAACCUGUACUGUGACAAUGCAACCGCCUUUGUUGGAGCAAAUCGAGAGCUCAAAGAACUUCGCUUACAAUUUCUCGACCAAUUUAAACAUGAGUCUUGGAACAGUUUUUGUUUACAACAAGGAAUUAAUUUUAAUUUUAUUCCAGCUCGUUCCCCUCACUUCGGAGGCUUGUGGGAAGCAGGAGCUAAGACGUUCCGUCCAAGAUUUUUGGCGCCGGUGGUCCCGCGAUUACGUGAGUCAACUCCAUCAACGACCGAAAUGGCAAACCGAAACGCAGCUCCAUCCCAUCGAAGGCGUUUUGGUAUUGGUCAAACAAGAGAACCUCCCACCUCUACAGUGGAACUUAGGACGCAUUGUACAAACGUUUCCAGGGAGCGAUGGUCACGUCAGAGUAGUCCUAGUUCGCACCGCAAAUGGACUGUUUAAACGCGCCGUCACCGAGGUAUGCAUCCUCCCAAUAGACGUCCCACAGAAGCCAGGAACAAUCGAGGACCAAGUGUGGACCGAACCAAAAUAGGAUAGGGUUCGCAUGCGGAUGCACUGAAGUGGAGGACCUGGAUGUCGAAGUGUUGAAACUAGGGAGUUUCAACGGGGGCCUGUGUGUUUGAUAUUGCAUUUUUUAUACGAUAAUGUAUUCAGAAAUACUUUUCCGUGCAUGCUAUAAGUAUGGAACACCUUCAAUCCAAUGUACUGAAAUUACACAAGCUUGAAUAUUAUGAAUUAUUUUGAAUUCUACUGUUUCCUCUGUCUAUUGGUAUCGCAUUAUAUAAAAGCCCGAAGUGGAUAAAUAAAACUCUCUCUUAUCAUACAACUCUACAUCUGUGUACAUCAUUUAUUGGAAGAAGUCAGUGAUUUCGACAAGUUCGCCUCGCUCGCU